AUGCUUCUCAAAUACAAGCCUAAGGAUAAAGUGGCCAAAAAAGAGUGCCUCUUGAAAAGAGCUCAUGAUUUGGCAGAGGGAAAGACUCCUGAGGCCAAAAACCCUACAAAAUAUGAUCUCGACCACGUCACCUACCUUAUUGAGCAGAACAAAGCACAAUUGCUAGUUAUUGCUCACGAUGUGGACCCCAAUAGAGUUGGUUGUUUGGCUUCCUUCAUUGUGCAGAAAGAUGGAAAUCCCAUACUGCAUUGUGAAAGGGAAAUCUUCACCACAGUCAAGAAUGAAGAUAAACUAGAGUUUAGAAAAAUCAUAGAAGCCAUAAAGGCCAACUUCAAUGAUAAUAUGAUAAGUAUAGGAAGUGGGGUGGUGGGAUCAUGUGUUUAA
Molecule: messenger RNA, 384 nt
Organism: Ilex paraguariensis (yerba mate)
Lineage: Eukaryota; Viridiplantae; Streptophyta; Magnoliopsida; Aquifoliales; Aquifoliaceae
Source: the annotation of a GenBank genome assembly